CUAAGAACCACAAGAAAGAAUGUUAUUCUUAAAGUUUUGAAUUUAGCGUGCAUUCUAAUUUUAGUGAUUUUUAGAUUCUCCGGCUUUCCUUUUAAGUCUUCUGACUCCAUACUAAUAUCUUUUCCUUGCAAUUAAAUGCUUGUUAUGGCAUUGCUUUUUCAGCAUAAUGAGAAGUCAUUCUCAUUGAAAACAAUGGAAGAUGGUCAGGUGUUUUUGUACUCUAACUCUGUAAAUGCACGAGAUUCUAAGAUACCAUUCCCUUGGCUAGCUUUCAACAUGAAAAUUAAAGUUAAUGCUGUUUUCCUUCGGGAUUCUACAGCUAUCUCUGAUUCAGUGUUGCUGUUAUUUGGUGGAAGCAUUUCAAUGGGCGAUUUGGAUGGCCAUUUGAAAAUGAUGGGGGGAUACCUAGAAUUCUUUAUGAGCUCUUCAACAGCUGAAAUGUUCCAAAGUUUGAGGAGAGAGGUUGAUGACCUGAUUCAGACUAAACUCUCACAUCCCAAGAUGGAUAUCCAUGCAUAUCAUGAACUUCUGUCUGCAAUACGAUUACUUCUCUCAGAAGAUCAGUGCAGCGGCAAAUUUGUUUUCAACCGUCAAAUGAUACAACCAUCCAAGCCAUCACCCAUUGCCGCACCAUCACAAAAACUCUCAGUAUCAAGAACCGAAAAUGGUCCUGGGGGAGACAAUCCCAAGAGUCAACUACAAACUGUAUUGAUUCGAGCAGGCUCUCCAGCCCCCAUCUACGUGACAAAGCAACUCCCUGGUGGCCAGUUUCGGUGCACCUUGGAGUUGAAUGGGACCCAAAUAGUCGGACGAUCCUGCACCAACAAGAAACAAGCCGAAAAAGAUGCAGCGGCCGAGGCUCUGGAAUGGUUGCUCGGUGAAAACCGUGCUUCCACUGACCAAGUCUCACUGUCUCUCAAAAAGAGCAAGAGAGAUCACACAUAAAGAAGGCUGAAGAGCUGUAUAUUCAAGCAUCUUAACCCCCGACGGUAAAGUCUUUUUGGAGGUGGUGAGAUGCCAUUGCCGCUUGCUGGAGCGCUCAGUUGGGCUCAGGUAUGUUAAUUGGUGGAAUAGGGUUGAGUUUGCUCAUUUGGUUAAACACUAGGUGUGGAAAUGGAAAUUGAAGGGCAAAAUGGGAAUAUUUCACAGGGGGCUACAUAGUCGAAUUAAGGCUUUGACAGAGAGACGGCGUAACUAAAUUCACGGGUCUUACUUAGCUAGCGUGAUAUGUAUGGGCGGGUAUGGAUGGGAGGCCCUGAAAUGUACCCGACCCGUCAAGUCUCGUUGUACAUUUUUAGAAUCAGACCCAUAUGCUUGUAGUUCUUAAAUGAUGAUUAUUUUGGUUAAAAGUGAUAAUGGGGUAAUUAUUGUUACUCCUAGUACUUAUUAGGGAGUAUAUUUAUAUUAGAUGCUAGGUUUUCACUACAUUUUUUUGUUUGAAUAAUACUAGAGUAGGAAGUAUUUGUGGCGUG
Messenger RNA from Cuscuta campestris, 1472 nucleotides. NCBI's taxonomy places the organism in Eukaryota, Viridiplantae, Streptophyta, Magnoliopsida, Solanales, Convolvulaceae. The record is from the annotation of a GenBank genome assembly.